Molecule: messenger RNA, 1230 nt
Organism: Hippocampus zosterae (dwarf seahorse)
Lineage: Eukaryota; Metazoa; Chordata; Actinopteri; Syngnathiformes; Syngnathidae
Gene: mrps11
Product: mitochondrial ribosomal protein S11
Exons: 6
Coding region: 110-676 (188 amino acids)
Biological process (GO): maturation of SSU-rRNA from tricistronic rRNA transcript (SSU-rRNA, 5.8S rRNA, LSU-rRNA); translation; ribosomal small subunit assembly
Cellular component (GO): mitochondrial small ribosomal subunit; ribosome
Molecular function (GO): structural constituent of ribosome; mRNA 5'-UTR binding; small ribosomal subunit rRNA binding
Source: RefSeq, a predicted model, not a curated record
UCAUUGACCCUUCCAUUUAUGUACUACUCGGACUGGAGUCUGGAAGCAGUCAAUGUCACGUUUGUAGUGUUUUUGCGGUUAAAAUUGUGUAGAGUCUCCAUCUUUUUAAAUGUUUAAACUAGCGUGUUCAGUCGUAACCUCUUUGAGUACUGCUUGUCGACAAGCUUCAACCAAAGGAACCUCGUUCAGCCGUACAUUCCAUGGCACCGCCGUCGGUUUCCAGGAGGUGGCAGCGAGCAGCAAAGACUCCUCGCAAGUCUCCAGAGACUUCAGCCAUUUCCCUCCCUUGCCUGGCCACGACAGCCCCCUUAGGUGGGGCGGAAAGAAGUUUGAGGAGUUGCCCAUCCUGCACAUCAAAGCUACAUAUAACAACACACACAUCCAGCUGACGGACUGCGAGGGCCAGUCCUUGGUCAGGACUUCGUGCGGGACGGAAGGCUUCAAGAACAUAAAGAAGUCCACGCCAGUCGCCGCACAGACCGCUGCCAUCUCCGCUGCGGCCAAAUCAACGGCCAAGGGGGUGACGUUUGUCCGUGUCAUUGUCAAAGGUCUUGGACCGGGCCGCUUGUCAGCCAUCAAAGGCUUGACCAUGGGAGGCCUGGUGGUGGUCUCCAUCACGGACAACACACCUGUACCGCACAACGGCUGCCGUCCACGCAAAGCCCGGAGGAUGUGAUCAUCCUCCCCAACAGUAAAAAAAGCCAUUUGUUUUUUGUUUCAAAAUGUCUUGGCCGCGCUGUGCCAUUUUAAGGUUCAUCAGAACAUUUGGACACACGGUUAGUCGUCAUGACAACUUGAGCAGUAGACGAGUGGAAGACACAUCAGCGCAACCUUCCGUCAUUUGACUUUUUAUUUGUAUUAUUUACACGAUGCACUGUUGCCAAGACAACAACAAAAUCAAUGUUUUGGAUGUUCUUCAUAUAAAUAUAUCCUCACGUGCUGCGUUUCCACUUGACAGGUUCCUUAAUGGCAGAUGAACGUUAUUCUAGAUGUGCAGCAAAAUGGAGGACACAUACUUUUUGCUAAGAUAGCCCUUCAUAAGCAACAUGGUCAUCAACACAAUCCAGAGAUAAAACAUGAAAAACUACUUCACACUGAUUAAGAUGAGCAGAUAUAUCUUGCAGUAUAUGAUUACAUUGAUAGCAUGGCUGGCAUAAAUUGCCCAGCAGAAUAGUUUCAACCCGACAAUAUCCUCUGAAAGUAUUCAAAAAUAAAAUGUUCUGGACUGCA